Messenger RNA from Anopheles bellator, 1572 nucleotides. It is a transcript of the gene tow, whose product is annotated as transcription factor SPT20 homolog. The coding region runs from base 1 to 1572 and encodes 523 amino acids. The record is from RefSeq and is a predicted model, not a curated record. The transcript has 9 exons. Lineage: Eukaryota; Metazoa; Arthropoda; Insecta; Diptera; Culicidae.
AUGGGAUGCGGACAGAGCAAGAUUCAUCUUUACCCGAGGAAAAAUAAGAGCAAAUCGAACGGAAAGAAGAGCGGCCAUAUAGAGGACGCCGAAGCGGACGAGGAGGAUGGACAGAAUGGCCGGGGCGGUGACGAUCGGGCCGACCGGGGCGACCCGAACGGCGAGAAGGAGAAGCUCGACGAGGAACACUCACUCCGGGACGACGGUUCGCCGGAGCCACCGAAUGGCGAGAUCGUGUCAAUACUCCGCAAGAACGGUUCCCUGCUCCAGAGCCAGGAAAUAUCGUCCAGCCAACAGAACUUCUUCCGAAUGUUGGACCAGAAAAUCGAAGAGGGCCCAGACUACGAUUCGAGCAGUGAAACGGAGCAAGCCCUGGAGGAGGCUCGCCUGAACGCGCUGGUGCAGCACUGGGAAUCGGCCAGCUUGACCACGUCGAUGUGUUCUUCCACCAGCCGGUCCCUGCAGGGGACACCGGUCCGGCAGGUACCGCUCAGACAGCCUCCAUUGAGGCCACCGUUCCAGCAACCGCUCAGUGCCGAGCUGUUGUCCCAGCAGCAGCUGCUGCUCAAACAACAGCACCAUCACCUGCAGCAGCAACAGCAACAGCAGCAACAGCAGCAGCAACUACACAGCCUCCAGCAGUCGCCACAGCAGCAGCAGCAGCAGCAGUCGAUCAUACACCAAAACCUCAGCCUCGGAAUGGGCAUGAGCAGUCCGAAGCGGGUGAUCGGGAGCGGGAAUGCCGUCAGCGUCGGUGGCGACCCUGGCACCCAGCGGUCGCUGCUGGCCCAGUCGCUCAUCCAUCAGAACUACGGUGUGAUACAGACGUCGCAGACGGCGACCCAGCUGCGCCCCAGCUCGGGCCGCACGCUGCCAUCGCCGGUGCAGUGCCUGCAGAUGUCCUACUACCAGCAACAGCAACAGCAGCAGCAACUUCAGCAACAACAGGCCCAAUCGCUGAGCCAGCACUUCCCGCAGCAGCAAUCGAUACCUCCACAGUCCUACUACAAUGACAUUCUGCGGCAUCCGAUGCAGCGGCCUCCCCUUUCCAGAAUGCAGCUUGCACCGGAGCAACAGCAACAGGAUGCCGAACGGGAUGGUGUACAACAGCAGCUCCAGUCACAGCCGCCACCUCCGCCAGGAAUCUCGAACGUCUCGUCCUCGGUGGCCGCAUCGCUGGCGUCCGCCUCGGUGGCGGUCGCGUCGGCUGGCGGUAGUGGAGGAGCGAGUGCCAGUGCCAGCGGCGCGGCCGGAUCGUCCGCGGUCAGUGCGGCGCUUGCCGGUGGCUCCCUGACACUGUCCGGUGAGCCUCGCUUUCCGCCGGCGAUCGCCGUGCAACGGUUAGCGCCCCAGGUGCAGCGGCAACUGCGCGAAACCCAGGAACUCAUCAAGGACUCGUGCGCGCAGCUAUACGGAUCGGCUUACGGUAGCCCCGGGCCACCGGUCGUCGCACUCCCGGUGGCCGGUGGAUCGAGUGGGGCCCCGCUCCGUACGGGGCCCGGCUCGGUGCUGGGCCGGUCCGCCGGCCGGCGCCCCACGCUCGAGACUCAGUAUUCGCAGGAACUUUCGUGA